UGUUGUCUGAACGAUUAUCAAACGAGAGUUCGCAGACGAGAGAGCAUUAGAAACUCGAGAAACCAUGUGCUCCUCGUUUGAUGAAGCUAAUGUUGACUUAAAUCUGUUUUAAUCAAGAUAUCUGUUACUAAAAAUUCCAUAAAAAACACCUAAAACAUAGGUUAUGCUUGAUAUUAAUGAGGUGCAAUAUAAACGUUAUUCAACAGUUAUACUGUCAUUUUAUAAUUGUUAACAUUGUAUUACUCAACCAAUACAUCAGCUUUUUGUUUAACUAAGAACUAAGAACAUAAAAAUAUAGUUUUGCCAUAUAUGUUUGUUAUUUGCUUUUCUCUACCUUGUAAUGUAUAGAGUACUUAAAAAAUAUUCUUUUACAUUAAGAUGAUUUGGAUCAAUUAUUUGAGUUAUUUAUGUGAUCAAAAUUUAUGUUAUACCUCAUACAAAAUAUCUAUAUAUUUUAUCAGUUAUUUUCUACAAAAAGUCUUGCAUAAAAUCCCAAGUAGCAUAUGUUCAUUUCAUAUACAUUUCCUAAACAUAACCAAUGUUUUCAUGUAUAUUUAGGAAACAUAUAUGAAACAAACAUAUGCUACCUGAGAUAUAUCUUACAUAAGAGAGAUAUUUUGAGUCAUACCGAAUAUUGCUGAUGCACUAGAAGAUAUAAUGCAAUUUUUUAUAUGACAUUUCAUCUAUAUUGCACAAUAAUUAUAACCUUUGAUUAGGUUUAUUGAAUACACUUGAAUAUUUAAUAAAUAUAUAAUCAUACUAUGAUAAUAUAUACAAGAUAAAUACUUAUUGUUGUAGAUUGUAAGGCAGUGAAAUAAUGAUAAUAAAACGUUGGCUGCUGUAAUGAGACAAACGCAUAAGCACUAUUCGGUACAUUUAUAGUGCUAUCGUUUGAGCAAUUGUGUUAUACUUAUUUCCUAGAUAACGCGAUAAUUACUCUAAUCACGCAGCCAAACAGUAAAAGUCAGCGGAUGCUUCAGCGUGGGCGAUUUCCCCCUCAUACUCUCGCCCCGCUCUCUUAUUCAAUCUAUUGUCGGUUAGCGCCGGUGGUCUCAGCCCUUCCUCCCCUCCCGACUACCACUACGCUGAUUUACUGUAUGCGUGUGGUGCGUAGCGCUAGUGCGUCCUGUUGAUGCUUAAAUGCUUACACAGUCGAAUGGUCGAGCGUCAUUCAGUAUUAGUCGGGUGCUCUCGAGAGCGGUGCUCUUUGCUUUUUUUCUCUCGCGACCAGCAGCACCAAUAUUUUUGUUUCACUCGUGUAGAUUGUGUUAUUCGUUUAUGCUGUAAUCUAGUCUGACCUAGUCGCAACCGAUUUUAUCAAAUCACAUUGUGAUUUCGAUAAUUAUCGUUUUUUUUUUAUUUUACGUACGAUGUCAUAUACACCGGAAACUCCACGUAAAAUGUAAAAUAUCUUGCCGCUGAAAGACCAAUGACGUGAAACAUACGCAUGAUUUUGGAGGUGGACUAACACCGGAAACAGGGAAAAAAACGAAUGUAGUGGAGGCGAGCGAGGCAAGCAAAUUGAAUGUUUGGAGAGUCGGAAGAAGUCUCGACGAAACGAAAUCUUUUAUUUGCUGCAUUGCGAGGAGAAGAAAGCGCAGUCGUCACGACUUAUUUUACAAAUGACGAAAUAACGUAGGACGAUCCGAAUCUGCUAUAUAUUGCUCUCGGUGUGACACAGUUGCGUCAACGAUUAAAAGAAGUUUCCGAGAAAGAAGAUCCUCAAGUAAUAUAACAAUAACAAUAUGUUUCGCUGCUUUAUCCAAAAUUACUUGUGAAGGUUGAAAUUUAUAGAAACUCUUUAUCAAGCAGCAGACGCGUGGAUGAAAAGUUCGGAGUAAGAGGAGUCUCCCUGUCUACCUUGACUCAAGUCAUUUGAACGAAAGAAGCAAGAGGACAACCUUCUCUCCUGUUUAAGAUCUCGGGUCAAGGUUUCGAGGUAAAAACUGGCCACGUGUAUUCGCAAGACCGGGCUGCUUUAAAUUGCUCGCUAACUAACACGUGUAGCACUCUCUGCGAAGUAUAACGUCAGAGAUAAAUCUGAGUUGUGUUCUGCGACGAUGCGUCUUUCGAAUCGCUCACAAGUCAUCAAAGUGAAAACUGUACAUUCGCUUAUGAAAUGAUAUAAAUUAGACGGCGAAUAAACAUACCGAAAAAAAAUGGACUCCUGCUUCCCGCAUUUGGCGAUAUUGAAUCCGCGGCAUGGGAAUAAGUCGAAAGACCGGCUAAAUGACGGAUGCAGUGUUGUAAAUACCGAAGAUACGCGAAUGCGAUCGAGGACCCCAACGCUCCCGGAAAAGAAUGACAUCUUUCAAGAUCUGGAUCUGUAUUACGUUCGGCAAAUCGCACGAAAUUCAAAGGAGCAUGAUCUCGAGCAAAAAAUCGAGGUGGAAAUCAAAAUGAGGGAAGGUUCAGCGAGACUAUUGGCGGCUGCGAAACAUCGCGCUCAGAGCUUGGAAGCCGCCAAAGCGCUGCUCACAUCCAACGAGAGGAUGUCAGUUUACAUGGCUGAAUUGCAAAGUCGCCGUCGCGAAUCUAUUAAAAAGUCAUGCAUUCCUGGAAGUACGGGCAAGUUAUCAAUUUCGGAUCUGAGAAUACCGCUGAUGUGGAGAGAUUCCGAUCAUUUUAAAAAUCGCGGAGAUUAUCGUCGAUUCGCUGUAUUUUGCUUGGCACGAUUGGGCACAGAAAUCCACGACACUUCGUUGCUGUGUCCCAUUGACAGAGCUCAUACAGAUAUCAGUUUUCCCGACGUUUUAAUAUUUAACAAUGUGCCUGCCGAGUUCGAAUUAGUCUUAGAAAUUUAUAGCCACGUUUUGCAAGAGGACUUGAGUAUCGCAAGUACGCCGAGAAGAAUAAAAAAAACGAUUCAUUCAUCGAUUUCAAAAACCGUUGGCAAAAAACUCGCCGCAUCGCUUCGUGACGAAUUUAGUUCCGCCAAAUCUGGACCACACUUCGAUCUAGUAGCGCGCGCAAAACUGACCUUAAAUGAUACGGAUGAUAACAUUCACACGCAUGACCUCGUCAUUAAUAAUAUCGAUAACAAGUAUCACUCUUUACCGCUUUUUGGCCACUUCUGCUGUCGACUGGCGGCACAGCCAGAGAGCAUUAACAAAGAAAUCUGCAUCGGCAAUGUCAAGAUAGACGGUCAACAUUACUGGGCAUGCCUGCAAGGAUUUUUCAUUAAAACUUGGGAAUCGAAAAAGCAUGCGGAAGAAGGUCAAAAUCCGGAGCACGUAAUAUCAAUUAAUAAAGGAACGUCCGUUCAAUUAUCCAAAUCCUCCGCCAAAGAACUUUUGAUAAAUAACCAUGGCGGGAGCACAGACAAACCAUUGUUGAUUAAAUUUGAAUCGAAGGAGGAAGCUCAAAAAUGGUUGAAGCUCAUAUUGGCACACAUUAACGACCAUUUGAGGUGGAAACACGCUGCAGAAGUUAUCCAAAGGGUGUCUAGCAUUGAAAGCACAAGAAAUUCUUUUAUCAGCAGUAAAAGACAGGGCUCAUUAUACGAUGAAACACCUUUAAUUGAAUCAAUUUCAUCGGAUUAUACGUCCACAAGACCUACUAUACAAACGAUUUUUGAUCUCACACCGAGUACUAGUCUAAGCAGUUGUAGUUCCACGAAUAGCCUAACAAGCCUGCGUUCACGUUCACUGAGUAUCAGCGGUGCAUUUAAACAAGGUGCUAUUACUUUAAAGCCCCAUUUUGCUUCCUCGAAUAAACACGCAUAACGAUUUCCCGAUUCUUUCUGAAGAAUCUGCAUAUCCGACAAGCGCGAGUUGAUAAGUAUACUAGAUAAAUCGCGAAGAUGGGUAUACUAAAAUUUUUCAAUUUUUUUAUAUCAAGCUUUUACAAUCUAAGAUUAAUUUACACAUUAAUUUGAAAUUAAAUGAGAGGAAAAAUGUAGAUUGUUCAAUUAACCGUUUCUUAUAUAUAACUAAUUAAAUAUUUAGGAAAAAUAUUAUUUUAGCUGAAAAUUGUAUAUUGGUAACGCACGCAAUUUGAUAAUUCAGUAUAAAAAAGCUUGUUGGAUGAAGGUAUAUAGUACAAAAGGUUUCGAUUAAAUAAUUUUUCAUUUUUUCUAUUUUUAUAAUGCAAAUCGCAUUUUGCUAAAAAA
Linepithema humile (Argentine ant) is the source of this 4111-nucleotide messenger RNA. NCBI's taxonomy places the organism in Eukaryota, Metazoa, Arthropoda, Insecta, Hymenoptera, Formicidae. The record is from RefSeq and is a predicted model, not a curated record.